Salvia miltiorrhiza (redroot sage) is the source of this 1420-nucleotide messenger RNA. Its product is annotated as sufE-like protein 1, chloroplastic/mitochondrial. The record is from RefSeq and is a predicted model, not a curated record. The coding region runs from base 19 to 1179 and encodes 386 amino acids. Lineage: Eukaryota; Viridiplantae; Streptophyta; Magnoliopsida; Lamiales; Lamiaceae. The transcript has a single exon.
AAAAAUUUAAAACAGGAGAUGAUGAGUAAUUUUGAUUUUGUGGAGAUGAGUAACAAAAUGAAAUGUAUUUCAUCAUCCAUAAACUCUCGUCUCUCCAUCCUCCACCAACCCUCUCUCUCUCAAAAAAUUUCACUCUUCAAUCGUAAACUCAUGUCAAUUCCCACUAAAAUUCCCAUUUCUUCCCUCUCCGCCGCUCCAUUCCUCAACCCCGCAAAAACCCCCACACCGCCUCACAGAUUCUUCUUCUUCUCCAAGAACAUCACCUUUCAAAGAAUUUCCACAAAGCAACCCGUUUUCUCCGCCCCUCCUUCCGCUUCCUCCUCCGUCUCCCUGCAACCCGUCGAAGAGCUGCCGCCGAAGCUCCAAGAAAUCGUCAAACUGUUUCAGGCUGUUGAAGAACCCAAAGCCAAGUACGAGCAAUUGUUGUUCUACGGUAGGAAUCUCAACCCUCUGGAAUCCAACUACAAAACAAGCGAAAACAAGGUCCAAGGCUGCGUGUCGCAGGUCUGGGUCAGAGCGUAUUUCGACGAGGAUAAAAAUGUCAUAUUUGAAGCGGAUUCCGAUUCGAUGCUGACGAAAGGGCUGGCCGCUUUGCUUGUUCAAGGCCUUUCGGGCCGGCCCGUGGAGGAGAUUGUGAGGGUUUCGCCGGAUUUCGCGAUGCUUCUAGGGUUGCAGCAGAGUUUAACUCCAUCGCGGAAUAAUGGCUUCUUGAAUAUGUUGAAAUUGAUGCAGAAGAAGGCUCUGCAAUUGUAUGUUGAAGCUGAAAGAGGUGCAAGCCCUAGUUCUGAUUCCUCAGGAAUUGGGGAUUCCACAAAUGGAGAUAGUGGAAAUGGUGGUGCGGUAGAUAGUGAAAUUGGCAGCGAUUUGAAGGAGGAUUUGGGGCGUACGAGCUUAUUAGGUAGUAGGGGAAGGAGGAUUGAGGGGAUUUUGGAGAAAGAACUGAGGCCAACUGCAUUGAAUGUUGAGGAUAUAUCUUAUCAGCACGCUGGCCAUUCGGGGGUGGCCGGUAGUGAUGGAGAGACGCAUUUCAACGUGGAGGUGGUUUCUGAAGAAUUUGAAGGGAAGAGUUUGGUUAAAAGGCAUAGGAUGAUUUACAGCUUGUUGCAAGAUGAGUUGCAGAGUGGAUUACAUGCCUUGUCUAUUGUAGCCAAGACGCCAACCGAAGUCGAUGCUCAGUAAUGAAGAUAAGGCCUACAAUCACAUACAGUUUGAUUAUAGUUUUACUCAUAGUUAUUGUUGCAGAAAAUAAUGGAAGUUUAUGAGUUGUAACCGCUGUAACAGGCAUGCAUAAUGCAGAGCUCCAUAUUGGAUUGGAAAUUUUGAAUGUUUUGUUCCAGACAGACUAUACUCCAAACAUUCCUAAUAUAUGUUACUAUGUAUUUCUAUAAAUAUUAAAUUUGUGAACUGUUCGUUUUUUCCA